AUGGUUGCAACUAUGCAAAAGGAAGUUGGUAAACCAGCUUUUGAUGUAAUGAAAUACGUUCAAUUAUGUGCAAUGGAUAUUGUUGGGGAAGCAGUUAUGGACGUAAAAUUAAACGUACAAUCCGAACAUAAUAUGGAAGUAGUUAGCAGUUUGGAUAACAUAUACAUGCUAAUUCACGACCGGAUUCUCAAAUAUUGGUUACAUCCUGAUUUUAUAUUUGAAAAUACAGCAAAAGGAAAAUUGCAACAUGAAGUGGUGAAUUACCUUCGAAACUUCAUUCAAAAGAAUGUACUACGAAAGCAGGAAGAAGUCUCCAACAAUAACAGUAUCAAAUGUAAAAGUACUUUAGAGACGAUUUUGCACACUUUAAAUGAUAAUCCAGAAGCUAUGAGUAAACAGGGCAUUAUUGAUGAAAUGAUAACCCUCUUCGCAGCGGGUGAAGAUUCAAUAUCCUUACAAUUUUCAUGGACGUUAUUGCUAUUAGCAUUACAUCCUGAAAUUCAGGAUAAAGUUUACAAUGAAAUACAAAGUGUGUUGGGAGAUAACGAAAACUUUGGUAGAGACGACUUAAAAAAAUUAUACUAUACAACAAUGGUUAUAAAAGAAGUAAGCAGACUUUUCCCAGUUGCACCAUUUAUUGUUCGAGAAGUCACGGAAGAUUUUCCUAUAGAUAAAGUUGUAUUGCCGAGAGGUACUUCAGUAUUUAUUGGUGUAAUGUAUGUGCAUCGUGAUCCUAACCAUUGGGAGUAUCCAAAUAAAUUUUAUCCAGAGCAUUUUCUACCUGAAGCAGUUGCUAAACGGCAUCCUUUUGCAUUCAUGCCAUUUAGUGCGGGAGCAAGAGGAUGUAUAGGUAAAGCGUUCGCAAUGUUAUGUAUGAAAUCAAUGCUUGUAACAAUACUCCGAAAUUUCCAACUCCAGGCGGAUGGGACGAUAAAUGAUAUAAAACUUAAAGUAGAUAUUAUUGCCAGAUCAAUGAAUGGGUACAAUCUUCGGUUAGUUCAGCGAAUAAAUACAUUAUAA
This is a messenger RNA of Chrysoperla carnea, 1020 nucleotides long. RefSeq names its product cytochrome P450 4C1-like. The record is from RefSeq and is a predicted model, not a curated record. Gene Ontology annotation, molecular function: heme binding; iron ion binding; oxidoreductase activity, acting on paired donors, with incorporation or reduction of molecular oxygen. Bases 1 to 1020 code for a protein of 339 amino acids. The transcript is spliced from 6 exons. NCBI's taxonomy places the organism in Eukaryota, Metazoa, Arthropoda, Insecta, Neuroptera, Chrysopidae.